UUAUCUCUGUUUCUUUCUGUUUUUCUAUGUGUCUACAUCUCUCUACGUUGCAUACGCCACCUUGGGCCAGAGAGUUACGGAAAAACAAUGGGAAAAGAUCUCCUCGUGAGCAGAGAAAAUGCUAGAAGCCUUGGUUUCUCCUUCUCUCCAUCAUCUUUUCUCCUUCAUCAUCUCUCUACGUAGGUGUGACCACCGUGCUGACCAUGACCACUCUUAGCAUCAGUGCCCGUAACUCUUUGCCCAAGGUGGCGUAUGCCACAGCCAUGGACUGGUUCAUAGCAGUCUGUUAUGCCUUCGUCUUCUCUGCUCUCAUUGAGUUCGCUACCGUCAACUACUUCACCAAGAGGAGCUGGGCCUGGGAUGGGAAGAAAGCCAUGGAGGAUACGCGCAAGAAAAACCCCAUGGCUCUGUCCAAGAAGCCUAACAACACCUGUUCAGCUGGGGUCAACUACACUCCCAACCUGACUAAGGACAACGCCAUCUCCACCAUCUCCAACAGCGCAGGCGUCCAGCUGAAACUGGCCGAGGCCAAGUCUCCCGACCCCAAAAAGACUUACAACAGCGUCAGCAAGAUCGACAAGAUGUCCCGGAUACUGUUUCCUGUUCUGUUUGGGACAUUCAACCUGGUCUACUGGGCUACAUACCUCAACAGGGAGCCAGUGAUCACAGGAGCUGUGAACCCCUAUACAUAGAAGGAGAAGGCCAGGAAUGUGGUCUAAAAGGGUGCCCUGUCCCCUGUGUAACGCACUACUUUUGAUCAGGGCACAUAGGGUUAGGGUUACGGUUAGGUCUCUGGUCAAAAGUAGUGCAUAAUAUUAUAUAUAGGGAAUAGGGUGCCAUUUGGGACGUAGGGGCACCUGUCUCACCUCACUCUCCCCACUACACCACACCACUACAGACAUACUGUUAGAUACACUGGAUCUACCACCCCACCCCACUACACCACUACAGACAUACUGUUAGAUACACUGGAUCUACCACCCCACCCCACUACACCACUACAGACAUACUGUUAGAUACACUGGAUCUACCACCCCACCCCACCCCACUACACCACUACAGACAUACUGUUAGAUCCACUGGAUCUACCACCCCACC
This is a messenger RNA of Coregonus clupeaformis (lake whitefish), 1098 nucleotides long. RefSeq names its product gamma-aminobutyric acid receptor subunit alpha-5. The transcript is spliced from 2 exons. Gene Ontology annotation, cellular component: membrane. The record is from RefSeq and is a predicted model, not a curated record. The coding region runs from base 204 to 692 and encodes 162 amino acids. Gene Ontology annotation, biological process: monoatomic ion transmembrane transport. NCBI's taxonomy places the organism in Eukaryota, Metazoa, Chordata, Actinopteri, Salmoniformes, Salmonidae. Gene Ontology annotation, molecular function: GABA-A receptor activity; monoatomic ion channel activity.